Molecule: messenger RNA, 7770 nt
Organism: Pteropus alecto (black flying fox)
Lineage: Eukaryota; Metazoa; Chordata; Mammalia; Chiroptera; Pteropodidae
Gene: CSNK1G1
Product: casein kinase 1 gamma 1
Exons: 14
Coding region: 490-1863 (457 amino acids)
Biological process (GO): signal transduction; positive regulation of canonical Wnt signaling pathway; endocytosis
Cellular component (GO): plasma membrane; nucleus; cytoplasm
Molecular function (GO): protein serine/threonine kinase activity; ATP binding
Source: RefSeq, a predicted model, not a curated record
CGGGUGCUCAGCGCCAGGCCGAGGGUGGGGCCAGUGUUAGUGGUUCCGGUACGGCUCCUGCCGCCCCUUCGGCUCCUCGCCUUCCCCCUCCCCUCCCACACCUCUCCUCCCUCCCGUUCCUGGGAAAGAGAGAAGCCACCGCUGCGGGUGGAUUGAGAAGCGCUCGGCGCGGGAGGGGAUCGCUCUCCACCCUUCUGAGACCCGAGCACGGCCAGACCAGGAGGACAGUUUUGAGGCCAGUGCACUUUUGACUCAAUGGGGCUGAAUGGGUUACAAAAUAUCCUCCUAUGCUUGAGACCUACAGACUACAUGUCCUACAAGAACUAAUCAAUGGUUUUUCAUCUCCUGGAGAUACAUUAGAAACAAAUAUGGUGCCAAAAGAUCUUCUUAUCUUUCUCUGACUACGGUUUAUUUGGACAUACUUUUGUAUUGAAGUGAAGUGUACAGACUGAGGCGAUUCACUGUGGAGAGACUCUGUCAUGUAGGAUCAUGGACCAUCCUAGUAGGGAGAAGGAUGAAAGACAACGGACAACUAAACCCAUGGCACAGAGGAGUACACACUGUUCUCGACCGUCUGGCUCCUCGACAUCUGGGGUUCUUAUGGUGGGACCCAACUUCAGGGUUGGCAAGAAGAUAGGGUGUGGGAACUUCGGAGAGCUCAGAUUAGGUAAAAAUCUCUACACCAAUGAAUAUGUAGCUAUCAAACUGGAACCAAUAAAAUCACGUGCUCCACAGCUUCAUUUAGAGUACAGGUUUUAUAAACAGCUUGGCAGUGCAGGUGAAGGUCUCCCACAGGUUUAUUACUUUGGACCAUGUGGGAAAUACAAUGCCAUGGUGCUGGAGCUCCUCGGCCCUAGCUUGGAGGACUUGUUUGACCUCUGUGACAGAACAUUUACUUUGAAGACUGUGUUAAUGAUAGCUAUCCAGUUGCUUUCUCGAAUGGAAUAUGUACACUCAAAGAAUCUCAUUUACCGAGAUGUCAAGCCAGAGAACUUCCUGAUUGGCCGCCAAGGCAAUAAAAAAGAGCAUGUUAUACACAUUAUAGAUUUUGGACUGGCCAAGGAAUACAUUGACCCUGAAACCAAAAAACACAUACCAUAUAGGGAGCACAAAAGUUUAACUGGAACUGCGAGAUAUAUGUCUAUCAACACGCAUCUUGGCAAAGAGCAAAGCCGGCGGGAUGAUUUGGAAGCCCUAGGCCAUAUGUUCAUGUAUUUCCUUCGAGGCAGCCUGCCCUGGCAAGGACUCAAGGCUGAUACAUUAAAAGAGAGAUAUCAAAAAAUUGGUGACACCAAAAGGAAUACUCCCAUUGAAGCUCUCUGUGAAAACUUUCCAGAGGAGAUGGCAACUUACCUGCGAUAUGUCAGGCGGUUAGACUUCUUUGAAAAACCUGACUAUGAGUAUUUACGGACCCUCUUCACAGACCUCUUUGAAAGGAAAGGCUAUACCUUUGACUACGCCUACGAUUGGGUCGGGAGGCCUAUUCCUACUCCAGUAGGGUCAGUUCAUGUAGAUUCUGGUGCAUCUGCAAUAACUCGAGAAAGCCACACACACAGGGAUCGGCCAUCACAACAGCCUCUACGAAAUCAGACUGCAUCGUCAGAGCGCCGAGGAGAAUGGGAAAUCCAGCCCAGCCGGCAGACCAAUACCUCGUACCUGACGUCUCACUUGGCUGCAGACCGCCAUGGGGGAUCAGUGCAGGUGGUGAGUUCAACCAAUGGAGAGCUGAAUGUCGAUGACCCCACGGGAGCCCACUCCAAUGCACCCAUCACUGCUCACGCCGAGGUGGAGGUAGUGGAGGAAGCUAAGUGCUGCUGUUUCUUUAAGAGGAAAAGGAAGAAGACUGCUCAGCGCCACAAGUGACCAGUGCCUCCCAGGAGUCCUCAGGCCCUGGGGACUCUGACUCAAUUGCACCUGCAGCUCCUGCCAUUUCUCAUUGGAAAGGACUCCUCUGUGGGGGAGGGUGGAGAUCCAAACCAAAAAGAAGAAAACAGAUGCCCCCAGAAGGAGCCAGUGUGGGCAGCCAGGGCCCAGUGAGUGGGUCAGUGGCUAUCCCCACCUGCCUGCAGCUCUGAGCAGGUCCCAGAGCUGUUGCUCCUCUACUGCUUGCCCUUGGGGCUACCUGGUUGACUCUCCUUCCUAUUGUUUACAGUGAAGGUGUCAUUCACAAAAACUCAAGGACUACUAUUUUCUUCCCUCCCUUUAGUUUACUCCUGGUUCUUGCCCCACCCUCAGUCCUCUCCAGCAUAAAAGCUAGUGAGGUGAAGGCUUUGUUUGCUGAAGGAGCUCAAGAGGCUCGGGGUGCGGCCAAGGAAGUAGGAGGAAGGUGGCAGGCCCGAGCUAGAGAAGAAUCUUCUCCACCUACCAGACGUUAUCUGGCAGUAUGGCUCCCUCUUCCUCUGUACCUGCACAGCCUCCAUCCCCAGCUGGUCACGGGGUGCAGGUUAUUCCCUCCCUCCCUCCUGUGAAGUUAAUACUGUAGGACACAAACUGUAAGCAAUCUGCAGCCUACUGUCCCCGUGUGUUGGCAUUCUUAGCUUUCUUGACAAGCAAACCCUGCUCUUCAGUCAGUAGUAGGACAAUGCAGAUUGUUCUGAGCAAAGGAAAAAACUGACUUUAUUGCACUUUUAGUUUUUUGUUUUUGUUUUUGUUUUUUAACAAAAAACAUGGCAGAUGCAUAUUGUGUCUGGUUAUAUUGGGAGUUUUACUUUUUUUCUGUUUGAGGGGGAUGGGGCCAGCCAAGCCAUUCAGAGAACAUGGGUCCAGAGGACAUUCUCAAUGGAGAGAGUUGCAUCUGCAGCACCCAGAAGAGAAGAAGCCAAACUCUGUGUCAUUCUGAGUGAACACUCAGGUUGGCAAGGAAACAUACUUGAAUUUUCAUUCAUCUUCUCAGCUACUGAAGAAUGUCCUUACCAGAGCCUCUUGACCUCAUCAACCUGGAGUUUGGACAACCCAGCUCUCCAGCACAUGGGAUGAGCCAGUCAGACUGUAACCAGGAGACAGUUCAUCCCAGAGAAGGAGAUACUAAACGAAAAAAAAAAAAAAAUCCGAAACAUCCGUUUCCUCCACUGCCAGGGACUUUCAAAUAGAUAGCCAUGUGACUUCCUUAGUGACUUGGGGGACAAAAUUAGUGAUGAAACAGCCACCACCAUAUUGCCACUAGUGGACAAAAAGAGGAGGAAAGUGAACUCGCCUUUCAACUGCCAAAGGAACCUCAGAACUCGGCAUCAUAGGGCCAGGAAAUAAAAUUGGUGUGUACUUUCUGCCCCAAUACUUGAGUUAUAGCAUUUGGGCUGGCCUGCCUUAUCUGAAACCAACACUUGCGAAUUUUUUCCCAGCAGGUCCACAGCGGCAGGCUUAGGACUUAGAACAUGGGGCUGUAGUGAACAGGAGGGUGAGAUUGGUUGGUGCUGGAAAAUUCCAGGGGAAAGGAGAAUGAAAUGAAAGAAAGCUCUGAGAUUAUCUUCUCAGUUGGACAUAGACUUUUUCCAGAUAAGGUGGCCGUGCGUCCAGAGCACGUUCUCCCCAGUACACUCUCCGCCUCCCCCUACGCAUGGUGUAGUCGCACAGCAUACUACCAUGAAGGGUCUUGGUUCCGCAUUCACUGCUUAAAAAGUUAUUAAUGUAUGGAAUUAAUCUUAUUGUGCUCGAUUUUCAUUUGAGUUCAGUGGCUAACAAACAGUGACCUCUCAUUCCAGAAGUGAUAGAGGAGAAAGGAUUAUUUACAUUAGGGAAUGAGGUCCUGUAUCUGGGAGUACAGAUAACCGUGGAGGGCAAUGGCUGGUGACUUAGUCUGGUGGUUUUGGGAACGAACACGGAAAUCAUGGCCCCUGACUCGAGGUAUAGGGUUGUAUUCUGGACUGGAGGGUGUGAGGAUACUUUCUGGUAGUUGGCAUUUCCUGACAAGUCCCUUGGUAUAUCUUACAUGGAGCAGAAAUAGCAGCAGUAGCAUGAAACAGUUACUGCACUUCACCUGUUCCAUCAGUUUUUGGCUAGGAAAUACCACUUCAUUGGCUUUGAACUUGCUUACUUUUUGUAAAGAUUAUAAUCUUCCAUUUCUUUAAAAGAAACUUUCUUGUACACAAAACCGAGUGGCUGGGAGAUGCAGUGUCACACCCCUUCCCCACGAGGAUUUCGAAUAUUGGUAUUUGUUUCCUUGACAUUGCCUAGUGGUUAAGGCAUAAUCACUGAAACUUACGUAGUUUCUAAGUUGGUUUGGGGAUAACUCUAACUUCCUGUAUAGAAAUGUUUACUUCCUCAUCCCUGUAUAGAAAAAGUCUUGCCUCUCAAGGGAGGGCAAGGGGAAAUGGUGGCAGAGUCUGGGGCCUCUUGGCACUCCAUACCCCACUAAGUGCCUCCCCACCCCCCGCUUCCACAAAAAAGCAAAGGCAGUGACCAGCUUGGCUGCAGGGCAAGCCUCCUUGCAGCUGGGUUUGUGACUCUUUUUAGAUCUUAAAAUUUUUUAAAGGCUAGCUCUUGAGGGUUUGAACCUGAGCAGUUUUUUUUUUUUUUUUUGCGGGGGGGUGAGGGGGGUCCUCCUUAAUGCAGUUUUCCCUCACUGCCUCCCCAAAUCUCUUACCAGUUAUUUGAUUUUCAAAGGUGACAAGCCCCAGGUCCAUCUGGCAUGCAGAGUAAUGGUGAUCCUUCCAGGGCCAUUGGCACUCCAGGGUGGUCCCAGACCCCUGAGAGAUUCUUUAACAUUAAAAACGAGUACGUAAGGAGUAAUUUGGCUAUCAGUUCCAUCCCCGCCAACACAUCAGGGCCCCCUCCUCAGCUCUGUUGCUAUAGUUGCUUAGCUGUGUGCCUCAGCCAGGUCCUUGGGGUCGAGUAUUCCCUCCACCCACCACUCACCCAAAUCCACUUGCUCUGUAGAUUUUGAGCUCGCUCCAUUUCACAACCAUGAUGCCUAGGGAUCUUUUUCUUUGGGAUUGAUGCAGUUGUUUCUGAGUUAGCAUUAAGCAUUAACAGCAUCUAUUCAUUAAAAAAACAACAACAACAAUACCAUUAGGAGUUCUCCCAAGCCCUGCAAACCUUCAGGCAUUACAUCCUGAGCAAAUUGAAGCAAGCAGGACAGGAAUCCACCAAGGUAUAACAGGUCUUUUCUUUGUGACCAGAGCAUGACUUGAGUCUGUGAAGUCUAAGCACAUAAGGUUUGAUCACUUGCUAUGCCUACCUUGGUGUUUCCCAGUGAUUUCACUCCAGACUGUUCUGCAGGAGUGGGCAGAGUGUGCCAGCAGCCAGUGUGUUUUUAUGACUGCCUUAAUUAACACUCUCCUGCUAUUUGAGGUAUGUCUAGGAAGGUACAAGUCAGGUGACUACGUCGGCCUCCAGUUAAAGCUCCAUUUCAUUUUAGAAUAUAGGGGCGACAGGAGACAGCAGGAUACUGAGGUUUCCAGUAAAAGUGUUGAACACCUGUUACUUCUCAGUGAACUCCAAGUACAUAGAAACAGCCCCUGCCAUUAGCCAGAAGAGGUGUCUGUUACCUCUAAAGUAACUUCUGACUUAAUUCACUGGAAAUGUACACUGGUAGUACGUAUUCAGUGUUGAUUAUCAGUGUUAGUAAUCACUUUUAAUGUUAGAUAUGCUGUGCUGGUAAUGUUAUGUCAGAGUGGUUACUAAAGAUCAUAGCCUUAACUUUUUUUAUGCAAAAGAUAGAACCCUGUUCCCCCUCCGCAGUGAGCAAGCAUGGCCUGCAUUUUUCAAAAAUAAGUACUUCCAUGGCAGCCUAGAAAGCAUCUUCUCAAAAGAACUUGAUCUUUCUUCUGAUGCAUCUCUCCCAAGCCCACGUGCCUCCUGUGUCUCGGUCACCUCUUCCAUCUUCAUAUUUAAACCAGUUUUCCAUUCCCAGUGACUUGCCCUGACAGCAUUUUCAGUGUCAGAGCCACCAUGUUAGAGCCAGUUUCUCAGAUUGAAAGUUGGCAGCGCCAUACAGCCAACAUUGCCUUUGUCAGUUCACUGCCACCACCCCCACCAGUGACCCAAGGUAGGCAGAUGAAUUCCAGGAUAACUAUGUAACCCAUCUGGAUUGGCCAAGUGAACAACAGGCACUUGUCUCUGGAGUUCUUGCUUUUGCCAGCUCCAGAAAAGUCCCAUCUAGAGGUUGAUUGACAGUGACUCCCAGUCUUAAUGAUGGGUCAGUAGGAAUCAAAACGGGAUUCCUAUGGUUUUGUUUCCUUGGGUUUUUAUUUUUUUGGGGGGUGGGGUGGGGUGGGGCGAUGAUUUUGUAUUUGUUUAAGAAAAAGAGGAAACUAUGGCCCUUCUAAGGGUUUAUAGAGUUUUGAGCAGUGUUUUAGCCACAAAUAAGGAAUCUUGGAAGUCUUUGAUCAUUUAAGCAAUCUUAAAAACAUGUUUUCUCUAACUACUUUUGCAGGUGACUGAGUGCAAAAGAACAGGUUUCUUCAUUGUAGUCAAAAUAGUAAGUAGGUUCCCUGGAUAUAGACAGUAGUAGUUGACAUAUUUCCUCAAAAAACAACCAGGAAGUCCACUCCAGUAUUUGUGGAUCAGCCUACCAAGGAAAAGUGAACAUGUAUUCCAUAUAUUUCUAGUUCGGUUACCAAACUUGAUGUUUUAAAGAAAUCUCAGUUCUAUGGACAGAAUUUCUUUUGUUUUCUUUAUUCCUUGCAAUCAUCUUUCCAGUGCCAUCACCACCUUCAAAGUCUCAGAGCAGAGAGUUAUCCAUGGUAAUAAAUGGGGAUGUGGUGCGGUCGUCCCAGUAACACAAGGGGACCGCUGUCCUGACUGCCUCUUCCCCACAAGUCCCCUCCUUCUGGGCAGGUGAGACAUUUUCAGUGUUCCUCUUCAUGAGCUCCAGACCAAAUCCCAGGCCAGCCCUGCACCAGAAGCUUUUUUAAGAGGCUUAUCAGUCUGUUAGCAGUGUCUCAGGAAAGAUGAGCCAUUUCUUCGGGGGGAAAUAAAUUUACAGAUGGGUAUGUAUGAAUGCAUUUGUAUGCCUGUGAGUAUGUGUGUGCUCAUCUGUGUGCAUUUCACUUCCAUAAAAACCCAGCCCAGGCUGCUGGGUCCAUGUGUUCCUGAAUAUUCUAGGAAGUAAACAAGUAACAAGGGAGCUUCUCAAAUUAGUGUCACAGCAAGCUGGCUCUGGGAAUGAGCCCCAUUUAUCAAGCAGAAGAGUAAAUAGCAGAAAAGAUAGAGAUGAAACCAAAAAUAUUACAACCUCCCCCAAAAGAAAAUAAUGUUGAUCCAUCAAUCCUCAUUGGAUAUAUUACAUGCUCUAAUUUAUUAUUAUUUUGUCUGUUUCUUAAAUCUUUGCCCAUUGUACUUUUUAAAAGAUGUUGGGAUGUUGAUUGCAAUUUUUUUAAGACUAGAUAAUAUAUAAAUCAGCUGUGGAAAUCAGUUUUAAUUGAUGUGUGGAUGGUGUCUGAUCAUUGUUCAAUCCUUUUUUUUCUUACCUUUUGUUUUAGAUGAUGUAAUGUUGUUUCAUAAACCCUGGCAAUGGUCACAAAGCUCAGCUGUGAAAAUGAAAUUUGUAGUAUUUUUAAACAUGAAUGUCAAUUUCAAGUGUAUUUGAAAUGGUUCCUCCAGGAGAGAUUUGUAACACCAGUAGGAAAAACUCCUCUGCAGAGGAAGUAUCCUUCUUUGGAGAAAAUGGGAAAUAGGUCUUGAUACGUUGUCUCAGAGUAGUCCAUUUCCUAGGGCACCAUGGAAAACACAAAUGUGAUCUUUAAGUAUACCUCUUCCCCAAUUUGGGGAGGGAAGGACUCAGUUUGCACCCUUUUUGUAUGUAAAAUAAAAUGUCUUACUUUUCUUGGCUAA